Mesocricetus auratus (golden hamster) is the source of this 4415-nucleotide messenger RNA. RefSeq names its product serine/threonine kinase 24 (gene Stk24). The record is from RefSeq and is a predicted model, not a curated record. Gene Ontology annotation, biological process: protein phosphorylation. Lineage: Eukaryota; Metazoa; Chordata; Mammalia; Rodentia; Cricetidae. Gene Ontology annotation, molecular function: ATP binding; protein kinase activity.
UACAGAGAGACAAGGAUGGAUUCCAAAGUCCCGAGACUAGCGUUAGCCUUGAAGAAAAGGAAGGCCACUCCACUUCAUCCCGGAGGGAAGGAGAACCUGAAAGCAGACCCAGAAGAGCUUUUUACCAAGCUGGAGAAAAUCGGAAAGGGCUCUUUCGGUGAGGUGUUCAAAGGCAUUGACAAUCGGACUCAGAAAGUGGUUGCCAUUAAAAUCAUCGAUCUGGAAGAGGCUGAAGAUGAGAUAGAGGACAUUCAACAAGAGAUCACAGUGCUGAGUCAGUGCGACAGUCCGUAUGUGACCAAAUAUUAUGGAUCCUAUCUGAAGGACACUAAAUUGUGGAUAAUAAUGGAAUAUCUUGGUGGAGGCUCCGCCCUGGAUCUGUUAGAACCUGGCCCUUUAGAUGAAAUUCAGAUCGCUACCAUAUUACGAGAAAUUCUGAAGGGACUUGAUUAUCUGCACUCUGAGAAGAAAAUCCACAGAGAUAUUAAAGCGGCCAACGUUCUGCUCUCUGAGCAUGGAGAAGUGAAGCUUGCCGACUUUGGAGUAGCUGGCCAGCUGACCGAUACCCAGAUAAAAAGGAACACCUUCGUGGGUACUCCCUUCUGGAUGGCGCCCGAGGUCAUUAAGCAGUCAGCCUACGACUCAAAGGCAGACAUCUGGUCCCUGGGCAUUACAGCAAUAGAGCUGGCCAGAGGAGAGCCGCCACAUUCGGAGCUGCACCCCAUGAAGGUGUUAUUCCUCAUCCCAAAGAACAACCCUCCCACGCUGGAAGGAAACUACAGCAAACCCCUCAAGGAGUUUGUGGAGGCCUGUUUGAACAAGGAGCCGAGCUUUAGACCCACUGCUAAGGAGCUAUUGAAGCACAAGUUCAUAAUCCGCAACGCAAAGAAAACGUCCUACCUGACGGAGCUCAUCGACAGGUACAAGAGGUGGAAGGCGGAGCAGAGCCAGGAGGACUCCAGCUCGGAGGACUCGGAUGUGGAGACAGACGGCCAGGCGUCUGGAGGCAGUGACUCUGGGGACUGGAUCUUCACAAUCCGGGAGAAAGACCCCAAGAAUCUGGAGAAUGGGACUCUCCAGCCGUCAGACCUGGAAAGAAAUAAGAUGAAAGACAUCCCAAAGAGGCCUUUCUCUCAGUGUUUGUCCACAAUCAUCUCUCCUCUGUUUGUGGAGCUGAAGGAGAAGAGCCAGGCCUGUGGAGGAAACUUGGGGUCCAUAGAAGAGCUCCGGGGAGCCAUCUACUUGGCAGAAGAGGCCUGCCCUGGGAUCUCGGACACCAUGGUGGCUCAGCUCGUGCAGCGGCUGCAGAGGUACUCUCUGAGUGGUGGAGGAACGUCAGCUCACUGAGAUAGACGCCUUUGGCAUUGGGUUUGGUUUUUCCUUUCUUCAUCUUCUUUCUUAUUAAAAGUCAAUGAGAGCCUUUGCUGACUCAGCGAAGAGGUGUCACGAAGGGGCCCCGCCCUCCUGUAGCCGCCGCCACCUGUCAGGGACACAUCCUCACCAUGCCACAGCGGUGGAGUUUCUCAGAUGGGAUGGGGAGGGUCUACUCCUUCAAGCAAUUAUUUUAUUUUUUUAUCGUUUUUAAUUUUAAUCAUAGUGCACAUAUUCAAAGAAAGUAUCUUUAACAAAAACCCUGAAAUGUAUAUUUGGAUUGUGACAAGGCAGUUGAAGACAUGCAACCUCAGGUACCCUGCUUUAUGCUGACAGCUCCUGCCCCUGGGAGACAGAGUCGCUCUGGUGGAUCAUGUACAGAUUUGUAUAUAGCGUCAUUUUUAUGGGAACUUUUGGCGUGCAUAAGGAAUCACUGUGUACACAUCGGCCAAGUGCUUCUGUAGAUAAUCUCUCUCUCUGGAGUAAAUAUUGACAGGCCAGACCUUGAGUCUAUGGCCUUGCCUUUAUUACAUGUAAAUUUGAACUCUGUGACCAGUGAUUUGGAUUUUAUUUUGUAUUUACAGGGUCUGUCAUAAAUAAUAAUUAACACCUCCCACCCCCCAUGGAACACUCCUGUUUGUACCUCAACAGAUGCAAAUUUCCCCUAUGCCCCCUUUGGUACACUUGGAAGUUUUUCUUUCUCAUCGAUGGUACUGUUUCUUAGUGUUUUCAAUUGGAACAUAUCUAUUCUCACAGAGCUUUAAAUUAUUCUCUAAGUUCCUCCCGGAUGAAGCCCCUCAUCUAAUCUUGGUUGAGUUGUGCCUUUGUGUCCGCACCAGAUGUCCUGUCCUGUCCUGUCAACACCUUUCUGUUGAACCUGGUCGUAGAAUCCGCAUCUCAUCUUUCCCACCUGAAAGUGUCUGAAUGCUUACACAAAUAAAUUUUAUAACUCACUCAUUUUGCAUACUAUUCUUAAAACCUGGCUCUGCCGAGUGGGUGGGGACACCUGUUCUGCACAUGCAUGUGGUUGUGCAAAGCGUGUCUGUGGAGGCUCCAGGGGAGAGUGCCCAGAUGUCAAGAAGCCAAAUGUCCAGGUUAACGUCCUAUGCAACUGUUGGUUGGUCGCUGAGAUAUGGCCAGUGCGGGUUUGCAGAGCUGCUGAACCUCUUCUGAAGACUUGGAUGGGUGGUUUCCGUUCUCUUCAAAGAGCUGUGGUCUAAUGCUGUCGGCCAGGCUACCUGUUUGCUCCUGUGCUACAAACUCCAGGUUCUCAGAGCAGUUCCUGCAGGUCUUCUUACUCAGAUCUCUGUAGUGUUUUUGUUUGUUGAUGCUAAUUACUGUUCUUGUUGGGAUGCCAGGUCUCAGGGAAGUUAGUUUUUGGAGCAGGAACUUUGGGUGAACUUGGGGAUGUCUGCUUGGCCUUGUGGGUGUGGUGGCCUGGACGUAAGCAAGGGCAACCCAAGGCUCGAGGUGUUGGCCAUGAAGACGACUGUUUAGGUUAAAUGGGGGGAGGUCGCCUAGGUUUUUAGACUAUUACAGAUUGUGAGAUUGUGAUAGUCUAAUGGAAGUAGAUUUGGGCUGGAUUAAUAAUUUCAACCAAGGACAUGUUUUUGGCUGGGGGAAAUAGAACUGCAGUUGUCACUGUACUUUCCCAAGUCUGUGGGUGUUUGCCUGCGUGUGUGUAUGUCUGCACUACAUGUGCGCAGUGCCCUUGGAGGCCAGAAGAGGGCGUCCGGAUCCCUUGGGACUGUGGUUACAGGUGGCUGUGUGGGUGCUGGGAACUGAAUUCAGGUCUUCUGCAAAGAGCCAGCGCUCUUAAUGGCUGGGCCAUCACUUUGACCUCAAGUAUUGUUGUCUUGCAGUUAGGAUGUUGGCCAGUGAAGUCUGAGGGUGCUGUGUGUUUUCCUGUAUGAGGCCUGACGCGUUAGCCAUGCUGUAGGAGUCGCUCACAGAUGCAUGCGCUCUACAGAAGAGUGGAGUGCGGUGUGUUUGACUUGAAGAGGGUCCCAUUUCUAGUGUCGAUAGAGCUCUUCAGCUUUACAAAUGGAUAGGAUAGGACUUAGACAUGAAGCCAAUCUUUGUUUUUUGUUUUUCCUUCUUUCUCAGUGCUGGGACAUGAGCCCAGGACUCUUGAUUGCUGGGUCAGGGUUUUCCUAGGCUUUCCCUGCAAUCCCUGUCUGUAACCCUAGCUGGUGCGGUUGAGCUGCUGAGUGUACUAGACCUGGUUAAGCUUAUGUUUUCUGUGAGACUACAGGCAAGUCCUCUGCAGUCACUGGAUUCCAAGGCAGUGUCUCCCUGUGAAAACAAUACCCGAUCCUUUGGGAGUACAUUAGAAACUCCACUGGGGGAUGUGGUAAACUUGACAGCCUUAGAGUCUCCUGCCCAAAGUCGGAUGAGGUGUUCUCCGGACCUGUCGUCCAUCCAGUCCGUGGUUCAGACCGGGGCCCAUCUCAGAACUGUCACCGGCACCUGACUGGCAUCACCCAGGAAGUCCCUCAGUGCCAUACUCCAGCCAUGCACAGCUCCGAUGGUGACAGCGCCAUGAAGUACUGUGAUGCGGCCCAAGUGCCGACUGUUCGUGUCUGAUUCAUGGGACGGGUUGUCAUGUGGGAAGCUCACGAUGGCCGGGAACGCAGGGUCCUCCUACCUUGGCCUUCUGAGUGCUGGGAUUACAGGUGUGCAUGCAGACGUCGGCUCAUUGAUGGCCUUUCCCGGUUACUGCUUCGUCCCAGGGGUGACAUCCUGUGAGUGGAUCCGCCAGUUAACGCGGGAGAUGGUGUGUUCCCAGCAGCCGAGGUUCCUUCUCAGAAGAAGCCCACCGUUUUGUUCUCAAGUUGUCAUCAAGGUUCCUGUUUGGUUCUUUAUGUAGUGUUUUAUACUUUUCUUGGGCAAAAACCUGUAAUCGGUUUAUAUGCAUUAUAUUUCGUAAAAAAAUCUGCCUUCUGUGUUUCUGCUAUGAAACACGGCAAUCGAGGUGGAAACUCUAGAGUGACCUCCUCAGUCCUCAUGCUGUCAUUAAAGGCCAAUAAAGCUCUCAGAAGUGA